UCCAAUCCAAUUUUUUCGGCGUCGUUUUUUGAAUGUUUGAGUUGUUCUCUCGCGUCUCGUGCACUUUCUCCGAAUUAGCCGAUGGAAGUAGGUGUUAUAAUUCUGUUUGUCGCUAUAUUACGUUGUAUCUUCGCAGUUGCUUCGUACGCUAGCCCAGAUUCAAUUGCUGAGGGCCAGCGGCGUUACGAGGAACUCGUCAGCCAAGCUCCCCGAUAUGGACCAUGCUGGCGCCAGGCCAUCGAGAACCUCGAAGUCGGAUGUAAACAUCUUACAGACGAGAUACAGACACGGUUAGCUUUGGAGUUUACCAACUGCCUCUUGGAAAAGACAGGAGGAACCAAGUACUACUGCCCGAAAUCGGUGCGCUUCGCCGAUUGUGACGACAUGAAGGAGCUGGAGAGAAAGCAUUUCCCGACUUUCACGUCAUUUUUCACGCACACCCAAGUCAUCUGCUUGUUCCUCCAGGAACAGAUCUGGCAGGAACGUACGGAAAUGAACCUCGCUUCUUUGAGCGAAACCAGCAAGAAAACUACCGAGGUAAUGCUGAAGGCCGAGCGCGUCCAGGAAGAUCUCCUCCGCUUGCAGCAGACGACAGCCACAACUCAGAGAGACCUCAUUCACAAGUUGAAUUCCGAGUUUGAUCGAUCUCGCCAGGAAGUGGCAAGCUGGGCCAGGCAGCAGGAGCAGGUUUGGAGGCAAACUAUUCGUCAGGUGACGCAACUGCACGAUUUCUUCGUCAACUUGUUUUCCACCAUGUACGCCUACGGUUAUUACGUUGGCAUGUUGGCAGUUUCGUUCGUCUUGACCGCGACCAAGAGAUCUGCGAAAGCGAGGUACUGGCUGUUCCUGCUGUUCACGGUCAAUUUCUUCGUGGAACGCUAUCUGGGAGCAGUCUACGCACAUUUGGAGAUGGACAUGCCCAUCAUGUUGUCGAGAGACGGUCCUGUUGGUUCUAGAGUUACUUUGUGUCGCAAGGUCUUCUGUUGCAUAGCCCUCGCCGUGCUCACCUGGUUCGCCGCAACCUAUAAGGACUUCAUGGAAGAGAAUAAUCGAAUACUGUUGGCUCUGCAAAGAGACGUUAAAAAUCUCAUGAGCAUCAAAGGAAUUAUCCCGGAGGUGACUCAGGAACAAUGCGAUGCUGAGAGUAUAUCAGUUGCAGACAGCCAAUAUCAUUCAGAGAGUGACGAGACGUUCACAUGUUCGACGGAGGAAUCGCGGAGCGAGAUAUCCUCGGACAGCUCCUCUGUUGUCCCUGAAGAUGUCGAUGAAACAUCUUUGAUAGGCGUGGGCAACAACCCUACGGAGUCAGCUGUUGAGAGCCUUAGUCUGCAGGCCCCGGAACCCUUCUCCCCCACGAAAUACAACCUGCGGCCCAGACGGUCACAAGGAACGCCCAAUGCUGCGCUGAGGGAAUCUGUUGCAGAGUUUGUGCAAAACGUAACCAAGGGUUUACGAAAAGGGUCCCGCACGCAAGCGCGACACGCGCUCGGAGUGCUCUCGUCGGAUGAAGAUUGAACGCCGACACCGACCUAGUCCACGAAUAUCAUGAUAAUGCCCCGUGUUUCGCGUCAACUUUACCCGUUUCACAUUAUUUCUAUCGAUAACUUUCGAUGCACUUUGAAGACAAUUUUUUAAAUGAACUUUAUCUGUCACCUUGUUUUAGACAUAGGCAUCUUUUUGUUGCAUGACCCAGCCUGCUAGGUGAUCUAUUUUAAAAGCAGUGUCGUCUGCAAUUAUUUAUUUUG
Messenger RNA from Ornithodoros turicata, 1745 nucleotides. RefSeq lists its product as uncharacterized. The record is from RefSeq and is a predicted model, not a curated record. Lineage: Eukaryota; Metazoa; Arthropoda; Arachnida; Ixodida; Argasidae. The coding region runs from base 82 to 1515 and encodes 477 amino acids. The transcript is spliced from 6 exons.